Messenger RNA from Saccostrea cuccullata (small rock oyster), 1958 nucleotides. RefSeq lists its product as uncharacterized. Gene Ontology annotation, biological process: DNA recombination; DNA integration. The transcript has 2 exons. The record is from RefSeq and is a predicted model, not a curated record. NCBI's taxonomy places the organism in Eukaryota, Metazoa, Mollusca, Bivalvia, Ostreida, Ostreidae. Bases 150 to 1469 code for a protein of 439 amino acids. Gene Ontology annotation, molecular function: DNA binding.
GGUUAUCACGUGAGCGGGCCGUAAAACUUCAUAUUUCCCGUCGUCGGCACGCUUUUCAUCAUAUUCCACCCCUUCGGAGGCCUCUUGCGUUUUACCGUAAGAGUUAUCGUUCAUUGAACGAAAACUCCCGAGUAAGCAGACGUCACAAAAUGGCUGAAAGUAAGAGAUUCCACUUACCGACAGGGGAUGAAAUCAGCGAUUUAUUGUCUUUGAAAGAUUCAGAGAAUACAAAAAAGUCAACACUGUUGUCGAUUAAAUGCCUUAGAGAUUUUAUAGCAGCAACGGCAAUGGAAAUCGAAAUUGAAAGCUGUCCGAAAGAAGUAUUAGAUGAUGUUUUGAAAAAGUUUUACGUUGGAGCCAGAAAAACAAAUGGAGAAAGAUUCAAAAAGACAGCAUUACAAAACAUAAGGUAUGGGAUUAAGCGAUACAUGAAAGAUAAACGGGGCUGUGACAUACUUUCUGACCCAGAAUUCUGUGGGAGCAAUGAAGUUUUUAAAGCCGAAGCGACGGACCUGAAAAGUAGGGGUCUUGAAAACAUUGAACACCAUCCUCCCAUUUCAGAAAAUGAUCUGAGACAAUUGUACAGCGGAAGUACCCACGUUUUUGACACGACUACACCCUAUGGACUACAGAAGAAAGUAUGGUUCGAGAUUACCUUAUUUCUUUGCAGAAGAGGGCGUGAGAACAUUCGUUUUAUGACAAAAGAUACUUUUAAAAUUAUGAAGGAUGACACCGGGAGACAGUCUGUUAACCAACACAUUGAUGAACUGGACAAAAAUCAUCGGGCCGACACCCAGGGGAGUGUCACAGAGGGAAGAAUGUAUGAAAUACCAGGAAACAGCAACUGCCCUGUGGUGUCCUUUAAGAAAUAUAUUGAGAAAUUUAGUCCAGACAGAAAUGACCUGUGGCAAAGACCCAGGGAUACCUUUAACCAGGACGAUGAUGUGUGGUACAUGAAUUCUCCUGUGGGAAAAAAUACUCUCUCUCAAUUUAUGAUGGAAAUCUCCAAGGUAGGAAAACUUUCUCGGGAAUACAGAAAUCAUUCAGUUCGCGCUACAAGCAUAACAGUGAUGGAUAUCGGUGGCAUUAGUGGGCGCCACAUCAUGAAGGUAUCGGGCCACAAGUCCAAAGCUUCACUAAAGUCUUAUUCUCAUUUUGUAAGUGAUAAGAAGAAAAGAGAAAUCUCUGACACACUAAGUUCUGCCUUGGGCCACAAAAUGGUUUCGGAAACUCCACAAUUGCAAGAUUUAGGAGACCUUUCUGAUGUGUUCAAAGAUGACUUUGAGUUGGAGCCUGUUAAUGUGACCCAUUCGAAAGAUAUCCAGAACAUCCUAAGUGAAAUCAGUCAAAACAACAUGAACACACAGAACAAAGUAGAUGUUUCUAAUUCUUCUGGAGGAUUUCUAAAUUUUAGGCCAACUUUUUCAGACAGAUGCAACGUCACAAUUAACAUUAAUUUUCAAAAAUAAAUGCAUUGUGAAAAGUGUUACUGUUAGGGCUCAGUUAGAAGUUAUUUGUUUUUCCAUGUUUUAUAACUUGAAUUAAAUACAGUGUAUCUUUGUUAUUUAUUUAUCUUCAACAUGUUAAAUUUGAGAAUAUUUGCUUUACAUUUUUUUCUUUAAGAUAAAUAUCUUGUUAUUUGUUAUUUAUAUUUAUUUUUUAUGACAUUGUUAAACUUGUGUUACUUGUUAUUCAUGAUUUGUUAUUGCUACAAUAUCUGUGAUAAUAUGACAGAACUUAUUACUCAUGUUUAUUUUUGUUAUUUUGUUGUUAUAUGAAUGAAAUUACUAUACAAUAAAUAUUAAAACUUUUUUUGUUAUUAUAAUUAUCUUGAAUCUCCAUUUUAUAUCAUUGUAAGAUAAAUUAAUUUUUUACUGUCACUCUUAAAGAAGAAACAAAAACAUAUGAGUAUUGAAGUUUAUUGUUGAUUCGGUAUAAUAAACAAUUUAUGGCAUGAA